Messenger RNA from Geodia barretti, 703 nucleotides. The record is from the annotation of a GenBank genome assembly. Lineage: Eukaryota; Metazoa; Porifera; Demospongiae; Tetractinellida; Geodiidae.
GCCCUGGGUGUGAGGUGUGGGAGAAUCAAGUGCACCGUGAGGAAUUUGGAGGCUGGGCGACCUCCCUCGCAAGUCACCAUCUUCGCUUACCUCUUCAGCCCAUCCAUCAUAGUGCGGGAGAGUUACUCGGUCUUUGCAGGGAUCAAUGCCACAAUCGAAGGACUUGAGAUCACAGACACUGAAAACGAUUUUUCUUCUGCUGCAUUUGAAGUGCUUCCAUCAGUGAUUGAGGUACAAUUGGAGUGUUUUCAGUAUUGGAUCAUCGUGGUUUCAUUUGUGGCUGGACUACUAGCUCUCUUUAUCCUCAUUGGAGCUCUAGCACUGUGUGGAGUGUUUGGUCGAUGGUACAAGAGGAGAGGGGACGAAUCUCUUGGUAGUAGUGCCGAGACGGUCGACGGAGGACCGUACCGGUCUCGUUCCAGUGCCACUUACGCUCCCCGUACCAUUCCACCACUAUCAGGUGUGACGAUGGGAGGAGGUGAUAGCGGGGAGACUGGGGAGGUGGAGGAGGAUCUGGGGAAGGAGGAGGAGGCUGAGCGAGAGAGACAACUGGAGGCAGAGCUUAUGGAAUCGACAACCACUGGUCCUAUAGGAGACAUAGAUGUUCCUCUCGAUGAGUUCACCUUUGAACCCCACGUCGGGGUCUCCGAGGGAGGAGACGACGAGACUGAAAUAUAAGAAAAUAACUAACAUAAUCUUUCAG